AUGCACACUGUUUUGCUGUCAGAUUUGGUAUAUCCUUUGACAAAAAUAAGGAGGAACUUGAAUGAAAUGGACUUCAUGAAGUAUUAGAGGUGUCAGAAAAUCUCGAUGUUUUUCUAGCUAUUUCAAUAAGCAAGCUAUUUUCCUUAGUAUAAUCCAGUGAAACAGAUCAUAUUUUGGAUCAGCACAUCAUUUCGCAUGUUAAUCAACAAACUCUUUUAGUCUAGCCAUCAUCAUAUAAUGUCUUUGUGAUAACGCUUCCAGUACAGUUUUAGAAGAACUUUAAUAAUUACAUGUGAAUCAUACUGAGUAGCUAUCCUAAAUCCCUCCUUUGUUUUAUGUCAGCAUGUCAUUUUCUAAGUAUUAGUUUAUCCAAUUUCAAAUACAUUUAGUGUGGAUUACCUUCCAUAUGCUGGAUGUAAUAAUUAAUUUGAGACCUCAGAGGUUUGAGUUAGACAAUGAAAUCUAGAAGGAGCAGAAUAUUGAAGUGCAUUGAUUUCAAAACCUCAAUAAAAAAAUGAAUUCAGGUAUGCAUCACUACCAAUCGUUGCAAACAGUAUGAUGCAUGCCCUUCAGGAUAUACAGUAAUAGUAUCAGAGUAAUAAUGUAUAGAUAUUUUCUUUGAAUCUGUAAGAUAAAAGAGACAGUUACUAUUGUUAAAAUCAUAGCCAUCAAGACGUUUUGAAUCUACAGUUUUUGCAAUUUUUUAGGCAUUUAAAACAAGAGCCUGAGUUUGGAGAAUAAGGUUUUUAAUCUCCAUUAUAAAGGUUAUACAAGCCCUUAAAUUUCCUACUUUUAAGAAAUAACCUUUCAGGUAAAACAAAUAUCUAGGAAUAUUGCCUGACUAGUAUUCUUAGAAAAUUAUAUUGGACAAUUUGUAGCUAAAAAAAUUACAUGUUAAAGUUAAGUCCAUUCUGUUGCUGUUAAUAUAAUAUCGCAAGAAAUUAUCAUAAAGAGCUGGCUUUAUUUCUCCAAGCAAGGCAAAUAAAAGUAUAAGUUGGACAUGCAUUAUCUAACAUAGCCAACAACACAAUUAUACAUAAGGAUAACCAAUUCAUCGAUAUCAACUCAUGA
Paramecium octaurelia is the source of this 1071-nucleotide messenger RNA. The record is from the annotation of a GenBank genome assembly. Lineage: Eukaryota; Ciliophora; Oligohymenophorea; Peniculida; Parameciidae.